Schistosoma guineensis is the source of this 729-nucleotide messenger RNA. Lineage: Eukaryota; Metazoa; Platyhelminthes; Trematoda; Strigeidida; Schistosomatidae. The record is from the annotation of a GenBank genome assembly.
AUGGGUAAUACCAUUGCUCCGAGGAUCGAGAACGCUGAGAAGACUGGUGUUUUACAAGUCAGUGGCUUAAAAUUAAAAAAGGUUCCUGAACAAGUAAAACACCUUCGUAAUCUUCGGAGUUUAGAUCUCUCAAAUAAUAAAAUUGAAAAUAUCGACCCAUGGAUAUCUGUAUUAAAAAAUCUUAAGGUUCUAAACGUUGAAAACAACAAAUUAAAAUGUUUUCCUGCAGAACUAUAUCUACUAACAAAAUUGGAAUCAUUAAAUGGAAACAGUAAUUUCUUAAUUAAUUUUAUCACACCUGGAGCAAUUGUCAAUUUAAAUGAAUUAUCUUGUCUACGUACUGUAAAUUUGAGUCAUAAUUGUUUAACUGAAUUUCCUGUGGAACUGUGUUUAAAGUCAAUACCUAUCAAUGUGAUUGAUUUGUCAAAUAACCAAAUUAGUAUUAUACCGAAUGCUAUCGCUUCAUUACAGGCCAUUGAAAUUAAUUUGAAUUCGAAUAAAAUAUCAAUUAUAUCCAAUGGCAUGGCCCAAUGUGAACGAUUGAAAGUUUUACGCUUAGAACAUAAUUGUUUACGAUUAGAAAAUUUCCCAACCGAAUUACUAACAAAUUCACAAGUCUCCUUAAUAUGUGUCGAUGGGAAUUCAUUCAAUAUGAAAGAUUUUUACAAUUUGCCCGGUUAUUCAAAAUAUAUGGAACGUUUUACAGCAAUGAAGAAAAAAGCUGCUUAG